Molecule: messenger RNA, 2263 nt
Organism: Seriola dumerili (greater amberjack)
Lineage: Eukaryota; Metazoa; Chordata; Actinopteri; Carangiformes; Carangidae
Gene: slc17a7a
Product: vesicular glutamate transporter 1-like
Exons: 13
Coding region: 64-1827 (587 amino acids)
Biological process (GO): neurotransmitter loading into synaptic vesicle; synaptic transmission, glutamatergic; regulation of synapse structure or activity
Cellular component (GO): excitatory synapse; synaptic vesicle membrane
Molecular function (GO): neurotransmitter transmembrane transporter activity; L-glutamate transmembrane transporter activity
Source: RefSeq, a predicted model, not a curated record
CUCAGGCAGGACAGGAGGGCGCGCGGGACAUCAGCACACCGGCCGGGUCAAGGAGCUGCAAGGAUGGAGAUCCGACCAGACAGGUUUAAGGCGGCCGCGGGCAAAACUCUGGGGAAAAUUCACAGACUUAUUGAGAAGCGGCAGGCCAAUGGAGAAACCAUCGAGUUAUCAGCAGAGGGCCGUCCUGAGCUGGUGGAGGAGAAGGAGCUGCCAGUGGUGGACUGUACCUGCUUUGGCUUGCCAAGGCGGUACAUCAUCGCCAUCCUGUCUGGCCUGGGAUUCUGCAUCUCUUUUGGCAUCCGGUGCAACUUGGGUGUAGCCAUUGUUAGCAUGGUCAAUGACCACACUGUGUACAGAGGCAACAAGGAAGUACUUGUGGCUGCACAGUUCACCUGGGAUCCUGAGACAGUGGGGAUGAUCCACGGCUCCUUCUUCUGGGGCUACAUCGUCACACAGAUCCCGGGUGGCUUUAUAUGUCAAAAAUUUGCAGCCAACAGGGUGUUUGGCUUCGCCAUAGUGGCCACCUCCACCCUCAACAUGCUGAUUCCAUCUGCCGCUCGCUGCCAUUACAGCUGCGUCAUACUGGUCAGGAUAUGCCAGGGCCUUGUUGAGGGUGUAUCAUACCCAGCCUGCCACGGGAUCUGGGCCAAGUGGGCACCUCCUCUGGAGAGAAGUCGAUUAGCCACAACAGCCUUUUGUGGAUCCUAUGCAGGGGCUGUGGUGGCCAUGCCUUUAGCUGGGAUACUGGUGCAGUACACUGGGUGGCCUUCAGUAUUCUACGUAUAUGGCAGCUUUGGGAUAUUCUGGUAUUUGUUCUGGAUUCUGGUGUCGUAUGAGAGCCCCGCAGCACAUCCCACCAUCUCACCAGAGGAGAGGAAGUACAUUGAAGAUGCAAUCGGAGAGUCUGCAGGAUUUCUCAAUCCUCUCCAAAAAUUUAAAACUCCAUGGAGACACUUCUUCACCUCCAUGCCAGUCUAUGCCAUCAUCGUGGCCAACUUCUGCAGGAGCUGGACCUUCUACCUACUGCUCAUCAGCCAGCCAGCCUACUUUGAAGAAGUCUUUGGCUUCGAGAUCAGCAAGGUGGGCAUGGUGUCAGCUUUGCCCCAUCUGGUGAUGACAAUCAUCGUGCCUAUCGGAGGCCAGUUGGCAGACUACCUGAGAACCCACAACCUGAUGUCCACCACCAAUGUCAGGAAGAUGAUGAACUGUGGAGGUUUUGGAAUGGAGGCUACCCUCCUGCUGGUGGUGGGAUACUCUCACACAAAAGGUGUCGCCAUUUCCUUUUUGGUCCUCGCUGUGGGUUUCAGUGGAUUUGCUAUCUCAGGGUUUAAUGUCAAUCACUUGGAUAUCGCCCCUCGAUAUGCCAGCAUACUGAUGGGCAUCUCAAACGGGGUGGGAACAUUAUCUGGAAUGGUGUGUCCUCUCAUAGUGGGAGCCAUGACCAAACAUAAGACACGUGAGGAGUGGCAGGGCGUCUUCCUUAUAGCUUCCCUCGUUCAUUAUGGAGGAGUGAUUUUCUAUGGACUCUUUGCAUCAGGAGAAAAGCAGGCAUGGGCAGACAUAGAAGACACCAGCGAUGAGAAGUGUGGUAUCAUAGAUGAGGAUGAACUGGCCAAUGAGACAGAGGAGCUUUACCGUGGAGGUGGGCAGUACGGGGCCAUGAGCCAACCAGUGGUUGGUUCCAAUGGAGGAGGGGCCGGAGGAGGAGGAGGAGGAGGAGCUGGACCCGGAUGGGUGUCGGACUGGGAUAAAUCUGAGGAGUAUGUUCAGCCGCCUGGAUACAACUCUUAUAUGUAUGGGGGAGAAGAGGAGAGGGAGCUGACAUAGAAGAUUGACAUGAUACAAGUUUAAAAAGAAAGGAUAAAGAAAAGAAGAAGAUUGUUUUUGGAAAGGGAUUGUAAGAGAGUGUCACUGCAAUACUGAAUGGACCUCCUCUGUGCUUUUGUACAAUAUUUACAAAUUGCACAUAUCAAAAGUAUGCAUCUGAUUCAUUCCAUUGUGUGUGUGUGUGUGUGCGCGCUUGUGUGCGAGUGUGUGUAUGUGUGUGUGUAAGCAUGUGCAUGCAGGUGUUAGAGUCGUUAAUGUACAUAAACACAUACAGUAUUCAUUUGCGGAAAAAAAAUGAACUCAUCUCCUAGACUUCCUUCCUGCUCCUGGGCUCGUUGUGAUUGGUCAGGAGUUGUGUUUCCACGACAUCACUGAGGAGAUUCUGUGUGCGUGUGUGAUUAUGUGUGUGUGUGUGUGUGUGUGUGUGAUUAUGUGU